This is a messenger RNA of Rhineura floridana, 1914 nucleotides long. It is a transcript of the gene RAD51, whose product is annotated as RAD51 recombinase. The transcript has 10 exons. Gene Ontology annotation, molecular function: ATP-dependent DNA damage sensor activity; single-stranded DNA binding; double-stranded DNA binding. The record is from RefSeq and is a predicted model, not a curated record. Gene Ontology annotation, biological process: DNA strand invasion; chromosome organization involved in meiotic cell cycle; mitotic recombination-dependent replication fork processing. Gene Ontology annotation, cellular component: condensed nuclear chromosome. Lineage: Eukaryota; Metazoa; Chordata; Lepidosauria; Squamata; Rhineuridae. Bases 159 to 1178 code for a protein of 339 amino acids.
UGGCCCUAACGUGACGUUUCGACGUGUGUGCGUAUAUGCCACGUGAUGCAGUGGCGGGCUCUUCUGAAUCUGGGACAGGAACAGCGAGAGCAACGGGCGCGGAGGGUAAACAAUCCUGUCCGGUGGGCGUCUCCGAGGAAUAGUAAAUACUUGGUGCCAUGGCCAUGCAAUUGCAAUGUGAUGCAAGUCUAGAUACGUCAACGGAGGAGGAAAGCUUUGGGCCUCAACCCAUUUCACGACUAGAGCAAUGUGGUAUCAAUGCAAAUGAUGUGAAAAAGUUAGAAGAAGCUGGAUUUCACACAGUGGAAGCUGUUGCCUAUGCACCAAAGAAGGAAUUGCUCAAUAUUAAAGGCAUCAGUGAAGCCAAAGCAGAUAAAAUCUUGGCAGAAGCAGCAAAACUGGUUCCAAUGGGUUUCACCACAGCAACAGAGUUUCAUCAGCGGAGGUCAGAGAUCAUUCAGAUCACCACUGGGUCCAAAGAACUUGAUAAGCUCCUUCAAGGAGGAAUAGAAACUGGGUCUAUAACGGAAAUGUUUGGAGAAUUCCGCACAGGAAAGACUCAGCUGUGUCACACCCUGGCUGUAACCUGCCAACUCCCUAUUGAUCGAGGUGGUGGUGAAGGGAAGGCCAUGUACAUUGACACAGAGGGCACUUUUCGUCCAGAGCGUUUGCUUGCUGUGGCUGAAAGGUACGGCUUAUCUGGCAGUGACGUGCUUGAUAAUGUAGCAUAUGCUCGAGGAUUUAACACAGACCAUCAGACCCAGCUUCUUUACCAAGCAUCUGCUAUGAUGACUGAAUCAAGAUAUGCUUUGUUAAUAGUCGACAGCGCCACAGCCCUUUACAGGACAGAUUACUCUGGUCGUGGUGAACUGUCAGCCAGACAGAUGCAUUUGGCCAGAUUUCUACGUAUGUUGCUUCGACUUGCAGAUGAGUUUGGUGUGGCAGUAGUAAUCACAAAUCAGGUGGUAGCACAAGUAGAUGGAGCUGCAAUGUUUGCUGCAGAUCCCAAGAAACCUAUUGGAGGAAAUAUCAUUGCACAUGCUUCAACAACCAGGUUAUACUUGAGAAAAGGUCGGGGUGAAACUAGGAUAUGCAAAAUCUAUGAUUCACCUUGCCUUCCUGAAGCAGAAGCCAUGUUUGCGAUUAAUGCUGACGGGGUAGGAGAUGCUAAAGACUGAAGAAUACCAUCUCUUCAGUUUACAAGAAGAGACUGGCCAAAAGAGGCUAUCCUUUCUAUAUGAACCUCGUCCUCGUCCUUUCUAUAUGAACCUCGUCUUCUGCUAUAGCUUUGGUGACUGCCAGAGGAAGCUGCCAUAACCUAGCUAUGCUGAGACUGGCUACUGUUGGAAUUGCUGAACCUAGUUUCAAAACAAACUUCAAGGAAGGUCCUGCUGACACAAAUCUGACAGCUGUUGCUGUGUUGGAUCUUUCUGUUGUUUAAUACAGUAGUGCGGUGACAACUCUUGAGAAACAUCUCAUACAUUUGCAAAAUGUGUGCAAGGCUGGUGGAUACAUCAAGUGUAAACAAUGAACACUUCCUGAUUUAGCGACUGAUGCCCCCCAAAAUGCAACAAAUAUGUUCUGUAAAGGAGAUUUAAAAUUUCGGCAGCUACCAGUUCAGAUUAGAGGCUUUUUCUGUUGAAAUGGUUGGCGGAAAACUUUAAACUUAUGGCUCUAUCUUCAGAACAGAAACUAAAAUUGAAAUUUUCUUUUUCUAAAAUCUAUUUCCACUGCUGUAAAUUGAGAUGUCCUUUGCAUCAGCCCAGAAAAGCUAGGUCUCUCUUUCUGUGGUGAACAAAGGUUGUAGACAUUUUUAUGACAGCAUUGCUGAGAUGUGUUCUGCAUCUAUACCUUCUGCUUGUAAAUACUUCCUAGAAAUUUGAUUUAAUUAAAGUUAAUCGUACACACAUAGUA